AUGGCCCCUCUUGCAACGCAGGUUGCGGGGGAGGUCCGCACUGUCGUGCAGCACUGCGGCGUGCAGCUGUCCGUCACGGCGCUGGUGGCGGAUGCACCCUCAAUGGCGCGCGCGGCUGCGACCGGCGCCGGCGCGUUUGUGGUGUCCACCCCGGCACGCGUGGCGGCGGCGCUGCGCGAGGGCUGGCUGCCGCAGGGCGCGCUGCAGCAGCGCCUGCAGGUUUUGGUGCUGGAUGAGGCAGACCUCCUGCUGAGCUACGGCUACGAGGACGACCUGCGGCUGCUGGCGCCGCAGGUGCCCCGCAGCUGCCAGUGCAUGCUGAUGAGCGCCACCACCUCAUCCGACGUCGAGCAGCUGCAGAAGCUCGUCCUCCACAACCCCACCACCCUCAACCUCUUAGCCACGCCCGGGCCGGGCGCGGGCGGCGGCGGAGGGGAGGGGGACGGCGGCGGCGGCGGCGGCGGCGGGGACCUGGCAGGAGGCGGGUCGGGGGCGGCGGCGGAGAUCUCGCAUUUUCACUACCCGUGUGCGAAGGAGGACCGGGCGCUGGUGGUGCUGGCGCUGCUCAAGUUGGGGCUCUUGCGGAAAAAGGUGCUCAUCUUCGCCAACACCCCCGACGAGGGCAUGCGGCUGCGUCUGUUUUUGGAGGCGUUCGGCCUGCGGCUGGCGCUGCUGUCGCCUGACCAGCCGCUCAACAGCCGCAGCCACAUCCUCGCGUCCUUCAACAAGGGCCUCUUCGACUUCUUGAUAGCCAUAGAUGACGUCCACGCACGCGCGGCGGACAGCGCCCCCGCGGCCGCCGCCGCCGCCGGCAGCAAGAAACGGAAGCGUGCCAAAGACGGCCAGCAGCAGCAGCAGCAGCAGAAGGCCGGCAAGCGGCCGGCAAAGGACGAGGAGUUUGGCGUGACCCGGGGCAUCGACUUCAAGGGGGUGCGGACAAUUGUGAAUUACGACCUGCCCGCCUCAGUCCAAGGCUACGUGCACCGCGUCGGCCGCACCGGGCGCGCCGGCCAGUCCGGCGCCGCUGUGACGCUCCUCACGCCUACCGACCUGCCGGCCCCUCUGGCGGCCACGGCGGCCGAGAGCGGCCUGAUCAAGCGCGCCGCCCCUGCGGCUGCGGACAAAGGUGGAAAAGUCGGCGACGGCGGCGGCGGCGGGUUCGGGGCGGCGCUGCUGGCGGCACUGCAGGGGGAGCACGCGCAGCGGCAGCGGAAAUUACAGCAGCAGCAGCAGGACGGCGGCGGGAGCGACGAUGAUGAGGAGGAAAACAAGGAUGGGGACGCCGUCGUCGGGCUCGGCGGCGGCCCGCUGCCGCUGUUUGGCCGGCUCACCAAGGCAGCAGUUGAGGGGCUGCGGUACCGAGGGGAGGACGUUCUGAGGGGCAUCAGCCGGGGCGCGGUGAAGGAGGCGCGCGCGCGGGAAGUUGCGCAGCAGCUGCUGAACUCGGAGAAGCUGAAGUCUUACUUCGAGACGCACGAGGCGGAGCAGGUGGGGUUGGCCGCGUGUAGAUGUUCAAAAGUUGCAUGUACAUGA
Messenger RNA from Monoraphidium neglectum, 1533 nucleotides. Its product is annotated as DEAD-box ATP-dependent RNA helicase 16. The record is from RefSeq and is a predicted model, not a curated record. NCBI's taxonomy places the organism in Eukaryota, Viridiplantae, Chlorophyta, Chlorophyceae, Sphaeropleales, Selenastraceae. Gene Ontology annotation, molecular function: nucleic acid binding; ATP binding. Gene Ontology annotation, cellular component: nucleolus. The transcript is spliced from 7 exons. Bases 1 to 1533 code for a protein of 510 amino acids.